AUGGAAGCCUUCCACUUGUUAUCCCGCGGAGGGGCGAAGUUUGACAAAAAGAAGUUCAAGUCAGAAGUCUCACUAUUUAAUGGCAGCAAGGGUAGAGAGCCCAAAGCCUCUUCUUCUGCCCACGCGCUGGCGGGCGAGCUCCCUCCGGAACUGGACUUCUUCAAGUACGCACAGGGCGGGAUUCCGAAGCGCAAAGCCGACGAGGUGGAGGGUGGUAUUGACCUCAAGGGCAAGAAGCGGAGAGUUGAGGGUGACGACGAAGACGAGGACGAGGUUGUCGGGAGCCGCGAUGCGCAGCAGACGGAGGACGAUCCACCCAUGCCUCGGCAUCGUGUCACGACUAAGGGAAAAGACGUGCCCGAGCAUGUGGAGACGUUUGAGGCUCUUCGCGAGCGGUUUCACCUGCCCUCGCACCUCCUGCAGAAACUCGCUCAACAUGGGUACAAAAGACCGACUGGGAUACAAUCGCAUGGCAUUCCUAUACUCAUGGAGCGUCGAGACCUUGCCGCGAUAUCUCCAACUGGUACUGGUAAAACGCUCUCGUACCUACUGCCCGUCAUGGCUGCCCUUGGUGCCCCCGCGGCGAGCUCGAAGUCAGAUGCCGGGUCAGGCGUGCGUGCAGUCAUUCUCGCGCCUACGCGCGAGUUGGCGCACCAGAUACACAACGAGUGUCUCAAGCUUGCGCAAGGCCGGAAGUGGCGCAUAGUCCUGUUCAGCAAGGCAACAGCCGCGACUCUCGCGGACAAGAAGGUGCGGGAGAAAAUUGAUAUAAUCAUCAGCACGCCCCUACGACUCGUAGCAUCUCUGCAAGCGGGGAACCUUGAGCUAGACAACGUCCGACAUCUUUUCCUUGAUGAGGCGGAUCGUAUGCUCGACACUGAAUUCUUGGAGCAAGUUCAGGAAGUCAUCGCUGCCUGCACGCAUCCCGAAAUUCAGAAAGCAGUGUUCAGUGCGACACUGCCUGCAAACGCUGAGAAGAUCGCGAUGUCCAUGCUCCGCGACCCAAUACGCGUCGUUGUCGGAUUGAAGGAUACCCCCCUUCCUCUUAUCGCCCAGUCACUCACCUACGUUGCGGACGAUCAGUCCAAACUACCCACACUUCUGCAGUAUUUGUCGCAGCCGUACAACCCCCCUGUACUCAUCUUCGUUUCCUCACAACCGCGCGCAACUUCGUUAGCGGAAGAGCUCGUGAUAGCUGGCGUCCCCAACGUCGAUUGCUUACACGCCGGUAUGACGAAGAAGGAGCGAGAAGACGCCGUAUCUCGCAUGCGGCGUGGUGAGAGCUGGGUCAUGGUCAGCACCGAGGUCAUGGCUCGCGGUAUGGAUUUCAAGGGUGUUCGGGAAGUCAUCAACUACGACUUCCCGCAGAGCGUCCAAAGCUACGUCCACAGAAUCGGUCGUACUGGGCGUGCUGGUCGCGAGGGCAAGGCCAUCACCUACUUCACGAACGAGGACGCCCCAUUCCUGAAGACGAUCGCCAACGUACUCCUACAAUCUGGAUCCACUGUUCCGGAGUGGGUCUUGAAGCUUCCCAAACCGUCGAAGAUGAAGCGGCGAGAGAUGGGCAAGAUCAAGCGAGCAGAGGCCGUGAACAAUGCAAGACGUAUCGGGCGGAGUGACGCGAUCAAAAAACGGGAAAUGAUUGCUGGAUCGAAGCGGCGAAAGGAGAAGGAGCAACAGAGAAAGGAGAAGCUAGCCGCAGCUCCACUGAGCGCAGAUGGAACGGACGGGGAGUCGUGA
Molecule: messenger RNA, 1740 nt
Organism: Dichomitus squalens LYAD-421 SS1
Lineage: Eukaryota; Fungi; Basidiomycota; Agaricomycetes; Polyporales; Polyporaceae
Product: P-loop containing nucleoside triphosphate hydrolase protein
Exons: 9
Coding region: 1-1740 (579 amino acids)
Biological process (GO): maturation of SSU-rRNA
Molecular function (GO): nucleic acid binding; RNA helicase activity; ATP binding
Source: RefSeq, a predicted model, not a curated record